UUGGUGGGAAGCCGGUUACUGAACUCAGGUGGGAGUGUAGGCGUCCCUCUCUGCUGGGGCUUGGCAAGGGCGUCCACCGGAUCUAACUGGAAACUUCAAGUUUCUAUCUCAAAGGAACUUUUGUUCCUUUUCUUUCAUCGCUCAGCCGUGGGCAACAAAUCUUCGUGGUACCAUCGAGAAGUCGGGCUCGACACGGCUUAUGGUGUCAGUGGCCCUGAUAAACCCAACACAGUAGAAGAAAAAAAGAAGAGAAGACUGUCUCCUCUUUUAAUAUAUGUAGCAUAGCGUCUCAUGCAGGAUAUAUGCACGGCCAGAUAAAUAUAAACAUUCCUGCAGCUGUGAUAGAUAAUAUGGAGGAUGAAUUUGAUCCAUACGGCCUUCCACCCGAAGUGACUACACCGCCCCAUGCCCUGAUUGGCAUGAUGGGAUUAAAUAUAACAGAAAAAGCAACACACAAAGCUGUUUGGGAAGCAUUUGCACUCAACCGGAGGACUGAUCGUACUCCACUGCACUUCCGACUCUUCUCUAAUGACUUCCAGAUGCCUCCUAUGAAACCAAAGAGACAGUCUUAUGAGUGGUAUGUACCCAAGGGUAUCCUCAAGUCGAACUGGAUCUCCAAGUAUCUGUACCAUGUGCCAGCACUUGUUGUCUUAUUCUAUGACCUGGACUGGAACGACACCAGCUGGACUGACAAGAAGAAUGACCUCGCUACUAGAGUUCACACACUCAAGAGUGUUUUGGGAAGUCGCAACAGUCGUGUAGCACUAGUUCUUAUCCAGAGUGGUAUCAGUGUACCUGGAGAGGACACUGGGGCAGCUGAGAAGGCAGCAACACUCUGCACUGCCUGUGAUCUACCUGCUAAACAUCUUUUUGUACUGCCACAUUCUGAUGCUCAUCUUCUGGGAUAUACUGUCAGGUUGGAGAAUGCAUUAAGUGAAAUUGCCUGGACAUUCUAUCUUGGUGAGACAAAGGGUGUACGAGCUCAUCGAGAUUUUCUUAACAAGACCACACACACACUGUUGUUUGUGAGACAUCAAUUUAAACUUGGCUUUCUCAAUGAGUUACGCAAUGAUUCACAAGCAGCUAUCAAGCACUAUGCUCAGUGUUACCACCUUCUUCUAGACCUACGAUCAACAGAUACCAACUUGCAUGAAAUACGCAUUGUUGCAGCUGUUGUAAACUACAAGAUUUGUCGCCUAGAUUUUGCCCUUAAUCUUCCUCGAGAUGCAAUAUCCCAGUUCAGACGUCAUAUUGAUUUGUUUCGACAAAGGACAGGGCCCAAAGAAUUAAUCUUUGAACAUUAUGCAUGGCUUUCAAAGCAAUACCAAAUUUUUGGAGAUGUGUUUGAGGAAGCUGUUCGAGGAGGUCUGCCUGCAGUACAGACACAACACCCAGGUUUCUACUAUCAACAAGCUGCUCAGUAUGCUGUUUUGAGGAGGAAGACAGCACUUCAAGUGUGUAAGGAUGUGUCAGCUCCAGUCUCAGACUUACUGGAGGGCUGGAGUAAGCUAGAGUUUUAUGGGCAGCGUCCCUGGAGACCAGGCAAACGUUCUCUUGAACCUCCAGAGCAACAGAGAGAAGCAGAGGGCAUAAUGGAGGUCCAGUACCAUGAAGUAAAAGAAGUAAAUCAUUCCAACACCAUCAUUCCAUUAUUUUCUUCAGCAAUUAGUCAGUUUAAGAAAUAUCGAUGUCCACGUAUUAAGCGACACCUUAUGGUUCAGAUGGCAGAAGAAUAUCAUCAAGCCAAUGAUUCCUCCAAGGCUCUUACCUUGCUGAAUCAUGUGAUGUGGGACUACCGAAGCGAAAAGUGGUGGAGUCUUUUAUCAUCUGUGUCGGCCUUGGCCCUUCAGUGUGCAUACAAUACCGCUGCCAUCACUGAGUACUUUGGCCUAGCCCUAGAAUUUAUGGGCACUAAGCUGAUGAGAUCAGAAGAGGAUAAGAAGAGGGUGCAUGAUAACCUAUUGAAACUUUUGAAUGGACAGUCCCCAGACCCAGAACCAGGAACACCCCAGAAUGUUACUGUAGCAACAGAAGCCUGGUCAGUUCUGUUAGGAAGCCAAGUAUCACCUGUCACUGUUGAUAUGACAACCUUAGUGCCAUGUCUUGAAGUGAGAGCUUCAUUUACACAGAGCCAGUUUCAUGUGGAUCAGGAAGUGGGUGUGAUAGUCAUGAUCAGGUAA
This is a messenger RNA of Cherax quadricarinatus, 2180 nucleotides long. The record is from RefSeq and is a predicted model, not a curated record. NCBI's taxonomy places the organism in Eukaryota, Metazoa, Arthropoda, Malacostraca, Decapoda, Parastacidae.